Molecule: messenger RNA, 676 nt
Organism: Rotaria sp. Silwood1
Lineage: Eukaryota; Metazoa; Rotifera; Eurotatoria; Philodinida; Philodinidae
Source: the annotation of a GenBank genome assembly
AUGAAUCCAAAUAAUAUUACAACUACUAUCGAUAUAGCAUUAGUUUCGAAAUCGAUUAUUAAUGAUCUUAAUUUUGUCUCAGAAAGAUUUAUCAUCUAUCUUCCACUUAUCUUUCUUAUCUUUGGUUUUAUUGGCUUUAUUGGAAAUAUUUUUACUUAUCUUCAAGCUGAACUUCGUUCUAAUACUUGUUGUAUUUAUUCACUUUGUGGUUCAAUCAUUGAUAUAAUAAAUCUUUCUCUCAAUUUAUUUCCAAAUUAUCUUGCUGCAAAAUAUAAAAUUUAUAUACCAUGGUAUAUUUCACGUGUUACAUGCAAACUUAAUGUUUUUCUUCUUGCAUUUCUUCCUCAUUUAUCAAUUAAUUUCUUGGUUAUGGCUAUUAUUGAUCGAUUUGCUUGUACUUGUAAACUUACAUCAUCAAUACAACGACUCAAUCAACUUAAAAUGGUACCAUGGAUAAUCACAAUUACAAUUAUUUCAAGUUGUCUUAUUUCGAGUAAUGCACCAAUUCUUUAUGAUCUUAUGUAUGGAUAUUGGUGUAUAUCUACACAACCAAAAUUGAAUAGUAUAUUGUAUAUUAUACUCAGUGGUGUCAUGCAACCAGUAAUAAUGUUAAUAUUUGUUUUACUUACUUAUAGAAAUAUACAUCAAAGUCAUCGACGAGUAGUAUGUAUAUUAA